Lactuca sativa (garden lettuce) is the source of this 1213-nucleotide messenger RNA. RefSeq lists its product as uncharacterized. NCBI's taxonomy places the organism in Eukaryota, Viridiplantae, Streptophyta, Magnoliopsida, Asterales, Asteraceae. The record is from RefSeq and is a predicted model, not a curated record. Gene Ontology annotation, molecular function: zinc ion binding.
AGGAAGCCAACAAAUCUCGGCUCGUUUCCAGCCCCAACCGUCUCACUUAUCACAGCUCACUCGCAAGCCAACCCUACCCCUUCCUUCACAAUUAUCUCAUUCACUCGUAAAUAAUCGAAUCAUCGUCUGCAGAUGUUGCUGUAAACCUGUAUACAUCAUCUUCUAAUCUCAUUCCUUUUUCGCAAUUGCAAAACCCCACACUUCACACUCAUAAAGCUUCCUCCACUCCUCUCUCUCUCUUUCUCUCUUUCCCCUAUCUAUCUCCAUUCUCCUCUACAUUACCUUUAAAUUCCUUUCAUAACAUCUAUGGAGGAUUACCUUCUGCUACUACUACUACGGUACUACCCCUUUUGAUUUGAUCCACUUCUUCUUACUCAAACCCUGAAAAUAUGCCGAAUUCGGAGAUGACCCAACACACCGAUGUCAUUGAUUUAGAAUGCGGUGGUAAUGGUGAAAAUGAAAUUGCUACACAUCAUCUCCGCCGUUCCACUUCAGACGACAAUCAAUGUUUUUCCGAUGCGGAAGAGGGUUCUUGUUACUCCCAAUUUUACUCGACUUACGGCGAUGGAAACUACGAUGAUCCUGAAAUCGGACACGCUUCCCGGAACUCGAGGAGAGUGUCGUCUGUCGGGUCCGAUUGUUCGGUGAAUGUCAUCGGAGAUGAGGGUAAAGUAGUUAUUGUGCAUUUGGGGAAGAAGGUUGAGAGAGAUUGCAGAAUUUGUCACCUGAGCUUGGUUGAUGAUGAUGGUGAUGAUGAUGCGAUUGAAUUGGGGUGUUGCUGUAAAGAUGAUUUGGCUGUUGCUCAUAAACAUUGUGCCGAGACUUGGUUCAAAAUCAAGGGAAACAAGACGUGUGAAAUUUGCAAUUCGAUUGUGAGCAAUCUGAUUGGUCCAAACGAGACGCCAUCGAUCCACGGAUCGAUGGAUAUGAAUCCCGGAGCAAUAAUUGUGGGCCCCACACACAUGUCAUCAGCAACACGAGGAGGUCGUGGAUGCAUCAAUGGUCACAGACUAUUGAAUUUCAUUCUAGCAUGUUUGGUUUUCGCUUUUGUGAUAUCAUGGCUUUUUCACUUCAAUAUACCAUCAUGAUGUACACAUAUAUAUAUAUAUGGUUGGUUAUAAUCCCAUACACGGGAGCAUAUAGUUAUUUCAAUGUUCAUUGUACACGUUACGCUGUUCAUUUUAAUGGUGGAAUGAGAACUUAAUUUUUUUUA